Messenger RNA from Erinaceus europaeus (western European hedgehog), 1904 nucleotides. It is a transcript of the gene ASB6, whose product is annotated as ankyrin repeat and SOCS box containing 6. Bases 33 to 1298 code for a protein of 421 amino acids. The record is from RefSeq and is a predicted model, not a curated record. Gene Ontology annotation, molecular function: protein binding. Gene Ontology annotation, cellular component: BRCA1-BARD1 complex. NCBI's taxonomy places the organism in Eukaryota, Metazoa, Chordata, Mammalia, Eulipotyphla, Erinaceidae. Gene Ontology annotation, biological process: intracellular signal transduction; protein ubiquitination. The transcript is spliced from 6 exons.
AGCGGCCCCUACCGCGUCUGGGCGCCACCGCGAUGCCCUUCCUGCACGGCUUUCGGAGGAUCAUCUUCGAGUACCAGCCUCUGGUGGAUGCCAUUCUGGGCUCCCUGGGCAUCCCGGACCCCGAGCGGCAGGAGCCUCCGGACGGGCCUAGUUAUGUUGCCAGUGAGGAGAGCCGGCUCCUGGUUCUUACAGAGCUGCUAGAGGGAAAGGCACACUCGCCUUUUUACCAGGAAGGUGUAAGCAACGCCCUGCUGAAGAUGGCUGAGCUGGGGCUGACUCGGGCAGCUGAUGUCCUUCUGCAGAAUGGAGCCAACCUCAACUUUGAAGACCCGGUCACCUACUACACGGCCCUACACAUUGCUGUCCUACGAAACCAGCCCGACAUGGUGGAGCUGCUGGUGCGCCACGGAGCGGACAUUAAUCGCAGGGACCGGAUCCAUGAGAGCAGCCCCUUGGAUUUGGCCAGUGAGGAGCCAGAGCGCCUGCCCUGCCUACAGCGCCUCCUGGAGCUUGGAGCAGCUGUCAAUGCGGCCGACAAACAUGGAAAGACGGCUCUGCUUCAUGCCCUGGCUAGCAGUGAUGGAGUGCAGAUCCACAACACUGAAAACAUCCGGCUGCUGCUAGAAGGAGGUGCAGAUGUCAAGGCCACCACCAAAGACGGGGACACCGUGUUCACUUGCAUCAUCUUUCUGCUGGGGGAGACAGUGGGAGGGGACAAAGAAGAAGCCCGGAUGAUCAACCGCUUCUGCUUCCAAGUGACGCAGCUGCUGCUGGCCCACGGGGCUAACCCCAGUGAGUGCCCGGCCCAUGAGUCCCUCACGCACAUCUGCCUCAAAAGCUUUAAGCUCCAUUUCCCGCUCUUGCGCUUCCUGCUGGAGUCUGGAGCCUCUUAUAACUGUUCUCUCCAUGGCCCAUCCUGCUGGUCCGGCUUCCACAUCAUCUUUGAGAGGCUGUGUUCCCACCCAGGCUGUGCCGAAGACGAGAGCCACAUGGAACUGCUGCGCAAGGCGGAGACCAUUCUAGACCUCAUGGUGACUAACUCCCAGAAGCUCCAGCUGCCCGCAAACUUCGACAUCCACCCCGUGGGCAGCCUGGCAACGAAGAUCCAGGCCCUGCACUGCUCCUUGCGGCAGCUGGAGAGCUACCCUCGGCCCCUCAAGCACCUGUGCCGUGUGUACAUCCGCUUGUACCUCCAGCCGUGGCCUGUGGAUGCCAAGAUCAAAGCCCUGCCUCUCCCCGACAGGCUCAAGUGGUACCUCCUCAGUGAGCACAGCAGUGCUUUGGAAGAGGACAUCUGAGGGGGCCUGGCUGACAGGAGAAGGGUCUGGAGCGCUCAGCCAGCUUGUGGUGCUGCCUCAGGGACUCUCUGCAAUCUUCAGUCCCUGGCUCCACCUGCCAGAAGCUGUGUGUUGGGGAUGAGACUGGACCCCAAGACAGCCAGGUGGGGGCCAGCAGCCAGUCAUCCCAGCAGGAGAGCAUGAUUCCUAGGAGACAGUCCCCCUUGUCUCCAGCAAUACCCUCAAGCGGAACAAGAGACAGGAGGUAGACUGGGGAUGAGUUUUACCCUCUGGAUUUGCUGGGCAGCAAACCCCACCUCCUAGUCCCACCCUGAGAGCAGCAGAGAGCUGGCCCUUCCUGUGUGGGCACAUAGUGGAGGGGAAGCCAGGGACCAGUCAAGUGCUCUUGCAAGUGGGUGUUGAAGGCUGAAGAUGCCUGCUGGCUCCGCAGCUCCGGGGCAGUUGUCCAUGGCCCUGUCCACCACCACACAGGCUGUGCUCUGCUGGUGCCAAGCCCCUGGGGGUCCUGGGAACAGAAAUCACGAGUGCACGGCUGGGGACAGUUCUUUCUGGAAUGCCCGGUUUUGUGAGAGGUUCACUUGAUAAAGCUGUCGGGACUGCACUGUG